AUGCCUGUCCCAGAAGAGAGAAGAGACGACAAUUAUCUUCCCGCGCCAACAGAAUGGGAAGAGGAUAACCUCAGACGUAUCUGCGACAAGAUCCCCUGGGCAAUAUUCUUAGUCGCCGUGGCCGAGCUGGCCGAGCGUUUUACUUAUCGAUGUAUCACGGCUCCUAUGCAGAACUACAUAGAAAAUGCUUACAAUGACCCAUUACGGCCAGGAGCUUUGGGUAAGGGACAAGGAGUUGCGACUGGCAUCAACUACUUCUUCACCGGCUGGUGUUAUAUGGCACCUAUUCUGGGAGCUGUCAUAGCAGACAGCUUGCUUGGCCGGUUUCGGACUAUCUGUCUGGGGACUGGCUUCGGAGGCAUCAAGAGCAAUGUUGCUCCUCUGAUCGCUGAGCAAUACUCGAGGAAGCCUCUCCGGAUCAAGAAUCUGGCAGGUGGAGAAAAGGUCAUUAUAGACCCUGACCUCACGAUCCAGACUAUUUAUGGUCGUUACUACUGGUCAGUGGCCAUUGAUUGGGCUUACGAAAAACAACACGCUGACCCCAUCCAAGGGUUAUCAAUGUUGGCUCACUCUCUGUGA
Messenger RNA from Aspergillus terreus NIH2624, 579 nucleotides. RefSeq lists its product as uncharacterized. The record is from RefSeq and is a predicted model, not a curated record. Bases 1 to 579 code for a protein of 192 amino acids. Lineage: Eukaryota; Fungi; Ascomycota; Eurotiomycetes; Eurotiales; Aspergillaceae. The transcript has 4 exons.